AUGCAAAAGCAACAGAAGCCACCCACAAACCUGGAUACGAUCCACAUCGAGAGCGUUGUAGCCCAAGUGGCCUUCUGGGACAUUGGCUGCUCUUUUACCAAAUUAGAAGCGGUUCAUGAUGAGUCGAAAGUAGUGAAGAUAACGAGCCUUUCUGAGUGUGCAAGCCAGCUAGCAUCCAAGCCCAGAAUUGAGGUAUUAUCCCUGAAUCCUACUUAUGCUACCAUAGACGUGCAUCCAUUGCAGCCAUGGGUUCUAAUUACGACAUGUGAGGCACCUGGCAUUGAAAUUUGGAACUACAAGACCAGGGCAAAGUUGGACCUGCCUUAUAUGCUUCCGCCGAUAGAAGAUGUGACGGUGGCCAAAUUUAUUGCACGCAAGCAAUGGUUUGUGGCCGGAGAUGAGGAUGGUUACAUUCAUGUGUAUUGCUACAGGGCAAUGCAGCAACUCACGUAUUUUCAAGCUGACGUACAUGGCAUAACGGACUUGGAAGUUCAUCCAACCGAGUCAUAUGUCCUGUCAGCUUCUUUGUCCGAGGGAAAUGUUAAGUUGUGGGACUGGGAAAAGGGCUGGGAAUGCACUCGAAUAUUUAAGUUUGUUGACUUUGACCCUGUCUAUGGAGUCACCUUUUUAAACAUAAAGGAUACGGAUACUUUUGCAGUUCAUGGCGGUGGCGGAAUAAUAAAGAUUUGCAGUCUUCGUUCUUCUGAAUUCAUAUUGUCAGAAUAUAAAGAUCCAGGUUUUAUAGCUUGCUUCGAUAUCUUUGCUAAUGGUGACCAGCUAUACUUGAUUACUGUUAACCCUGAUGGGACUGUCAAGAUUUGGAGCAUGCACACACAGAAUCUUGUUGAAACAGUCAAAGACGCACAUUUUAGUCCAGUGAACGCAAUCUGUUCCGAUCCCGAGCAUGCAGUACUAGUUACUGGUUCAGUUGAUGGAACUGUUUGUCUAUGGAACCCAAAUACCCUCAGUUACAGGGUAGUAAUUGCACACGAGAACGGAUUGGCAAUGAUAGAAAUGGACGGAAAUGAUCCAGUUGUUGCUAACACUGGAAGCAGCAGUAAAGUAGAAAAUGAUUUGGUCGGCUCAAGAAAAAGAAAACGACCAGAGGAUGACCGGGCGGAGAUCAAAAAUGAAGAAAACGAUUUUAUACAUUCUGUCACGGAUACUGGUAAUGUGGCAGAGCAGAUGCAGGGCAACGGACAGACGGAUGAAGAGAUGAACUCUGUCUCCAGUAAGCUGCUCGGCGUUUACCCCGGGAAGCUUCAGCUACCAUUUAAGGCCAAUCAGCUGACCUCUUGUUCACUAAAGCUGACUAACACGACAGAUGACCACGUUGCUGUUAGGCUUCUGACAAAGUGCCCCAAGAGGUACAUAGCAAAGAUGCCACUCUGUUGCAUCGUGCCGCCAAAGUGCAUCUACACACUCAUAGUGACAGUUAGCGAUCAGAAGAAGAGAUCCCAGCUGAGCAGUGACGAGUUUCUCACCCUAGAGAGCACCAUUUGCUUGGAACAAGAUAUUGUUGGGCUGCAGAAUGCUAAUCUAAACUCAGAAGCCAUCGAGUUUAGCAAUUUUUUUAAACAAGCGAAAGACAUGGCAGCUGAUAAGGUGUAUGAGCUAAAGUUAAGUGUUGUUUCUAACCCACUAAAAGAGACAACCUCUGUUAAGGUUGUAUCCAAUAGGAAGUUUUCACAUGUGCUGUCUCUAGACGCACAUCCGACGGAACCAUGGAUUCUGACGACCAAUCAAGCAGGAGAGGUUGCUAUUUGGGACUACCAAGUGCAGGCCAUAGCUAAAUCCUUUGACUUCACACAGAGACCAGUUUACUCUGCUAAAUUCAUUGCGCGAGAGGAAUGGAUUGUCGCUGGCGAUGGCUAUGGGAUGAUCUAUGUAUACAAUUACCAUACAAAGGAAGAAGUUACAAGCAUCGAAGCUCAUGAUAGUGAUAUCACGUCUUUGGAUGUGCAUCCCACUGAUUCUCUUGUGCUCUCUUCGUCCGAGGAUCACCUGAUAAAGCUCUGGAACUGGCGGAAGAAGAACUGGAAGUGUAUUCGAACGUUUGAGGGACACUCCGACAGAGUAAAACACGUAAAUUUUAACCCAAUGGACACCAACAGUUUUGCAACUGCAUCUUUGGAUCACACAAUCAAGAUCUGGAACAUUUCUUCUCCUGAGAGCAAAAUUACAAUGUCUGAUCACCCGGACGGCCUGCUUUGUGUUCACAGUUACACAAUUGAUAUGAGGCAAUAUUUGAUCGCCGGAUCAUGGGAUGGGACUGCACAAAUAUGGGACAUGGAGACGGGAAGACUUGUUCAAACGCUCAAAGGGCAUGUACGUCAUAUUAGUUGUGUCUACCAUCACCCAGAACUUCCUGUAGUAAUCACAGGUUCACAUGAUGGGACUGUUCGUUUAUGGAACUCCACUACCUACAGGCUCGAAAGUAUAGUUGGUAUUAACCUUGGUGUAGUUCAUGCUCUUGGAUAUAUCAAAGACUUAAGAAGGAUUGUGGUUGGUUGUCACCAAGGAAUAGCCAUUAUGGGAUUGAACUACAGUUAA
This is a messenger RNA of Miscanthus lutarioriparius, 2553 nucleotides long. Lineage: Eukaryota; Viridiplantae; Streptophyta; Magnoliopsida; Poales; Poaceae. The record is from the annotation of a GenBank genome assembly.